AUGGGCGAUGCCUGGGGGCAGAGCCGGGACCGUCACGCUGCACAUGUUUGUCCAGACCUCAUGUGCUACAAACCUGGUGCCUUCACCACCACCACUGAUGACAGAGCCUUCCUCGGGCAGAGUGAUUGCAUUAAUUACCCUGACGAUGCCCCGGUGCCAUCUGUGGGCCACCUAGCUGUUCGCUUGACUCAGCCCCAGGCUUCCCAGCAGACUGCAGGCCUGUUCCCAGCCAUGGGCCCCCGCAGCCGCCCCGUUCCGUGCCCGGUGAAGCCCGCAGCAGGCGGCAGAGGCACCGGUAGCUUCCAGAAUGGCCUCUCUGCAGGCUCCCAUGGGGGUUCAGGGGGGCUGGGGAGCACGAGCCUGUCUGGAGCAGCCGGGGGCUCCCUGCCCCGGGCUCUGCUGGAAGAUGGGACAUUUGAGGUCCAUGUAAUGAUGCAGAGCCCCAUGAAGGAGGAAAAGCUGAAGCAGAGGGGAGCUGAGGUCGUGAAGGCAGAUCAGGACGGUGAGCCAUUGCUGGAGCUGGCCUUGGUGGGUGCUUACGGAGCCUUUGUUGUCACCAAAUUCUGGGAGCACUGCAGCAAAGAGAAAGAAAUCGUGCAGGGAAAGCAGCUUGCUGACUUGUCGAAGCGCCCCGGUCUGCACCACAUCGUGUACAGCGGCCUGGAGAACGUGAAGCAGCUGAGGGGCUGGCUGGAGGUGUUCCACUCUGAUGGCAAAGGCGUGGUGGAGGAGUACUUCCAGAAAACUGGUGUUCCCACCACACUUCCAUUCUACUGUGAGAACUUCCCCUCCAUCUUCAAGCCAUGGAAGGUCCCGCAGGGUACCUUUGUCCUGGUGCUGCCCAUGGGGGACACCCCCAUGGAUGGGAUGGUGGUGGCUUGGCCUGUUGUGCUUUGCCUGCUGAAGUCUCCGGAAGAGUACAUCGGCCAAGUGCUCGGGCUCAGCACGGGCAAGCUCACCGAGCCAGAGUACGCCACUGUCCUCUCCCAGCAGACGGGCAAGACUGUACAGCAUUUUCUACCCGAUUCUGCUUUGCAGAUCUCACCAGAGGAGCAGGAGAAACGUGGCUUCCCCAGCGCCAAGGAGAUGGCCGCUAUGUUUCGUUUCUAUGCCCUGAGGCCGGACUGCAACAUGGACCAUGUGCAACUCAAUCCUAAAUCCCGCGCCUUCUGUCAGCGGGUGGCAGGCACUAAGGCCGCCUGCUGA
Messenger RNA from Opisthocomus hoazin, 1206 nucleotides. The record is from RefSeq and is a predicted model, not a curated record. NCBI's taxonomy places the organism in Eukaryota, Metazoa, Chordata, Aves, Opisthocomiformes, Opisthocomidae.